Trichoderma harzianum CBS 226.95 is the source of this 428-nucleotide messenger RNA. RefSeq lists its product as hypothetical. The coding region runs from base 59 to 313 and encodes 84 amino acids. NCBI's taxonomy places the organism in Eukaryota, Fungi, Ascomycota, Sordariomycetes, Hypocreales, Hypocreaceae. The transcript has 2 exons. The record is from RefSeq and is a predicted model, not a curated record.
GUAUCUAGUACUUUAUGCUUAAACCUCGUGUCUGUGGCCACAGGGCGUAUCGUAUUGGAUGCGUAUGAGCCCACAAUGCUUGGGGUCUUCAGGCGCCAACUGGCAAGCCCAACAAUGGAUGGACAAAUUCGAGCAGACUGGUGACCUCAUUGGGCGAAUCGAUGGCUAUUCGUUGUUAACCGACAUGCCAUACCUCACGAGGGCAGAAACAAUCGAUUGGACAUGGACGGCGAAAAAAAGACAUUGGCGGUGUUGGUGUAUCAGCAAAACGGUAGCACGGAGUGGCGGCAUCUGUUUGCGAUCAAUCCAUUGAUCCAAAUUACAAAGUACAGCUCUCUUGGAAACGCCGAGCGGGAUAUUUGUGCAAGGUGAGCUCCUAGCUCUGAUCCUCACCUGGAAGUACCUGUCCGGUGUCCACGUAAUCACCG